CAUCUUGCAGUCAUUCAUCUCCCGUGCUCCGAAGUGACUGUACUAGAUGUUUAGGCAUGUUGGACCACCUUGCGUUGUGUUAGAUGUGUGUUUUUGGAGCGUUAGAGGGUUGGUGUGUUAAUUAGCACUGUAGCGGUCAUAUGGUCUGUAUAAGAAAGGGCCCAGUUAUUCCACGAAGUUGACAUAUUCUUCAACAUUUCAGCCCCCCAACUUCACAUAUAUUUGACAAGGCUUUCGUAGGCGUUUGGAGCAUUCCCAUGGGUAGAUUAGUGACCCUGGUUGUAGUUUAACCCUUCUUCUGUACCUUGAACCUAAAAGAACACUCAUGAGGAACCCAACUGAUCCUCUUUUUGGUCUUUGGAAGUAGUUGAUAUGUGAGAAAGGCGGAUCAAAGCGUCUAAAUGAGAAUAGCAACCUUUUAUAAUCAAGUUACGGUUCGCUCAAGUGGCUGAUAGACGAAUGGGACGGGGAGGUCAUUGAAGGUUGACAGCUGUUGUUUGCCUCCCUCCCUCAAUCCCUGCCUCCUUCCCCCCUUCGCCUUCCACGAUCUCCACGUCGUUCAAAGCCACCGUCUUGCCCGCCUUCCUUCGUCAUGAGUGCCGCCAAAGUUCGUGACCUUGAGGACUUCGUGGAGGAGUGCCCCGGGGAUUCGAGUGAGGCAGGUCGGGCCGAGGUGUGCCAGGCGUGUCCAGGGAAGGAGCUGUGCCUGUCCCAAGGCAGCCAGACGGACCCCGAGCAGCAUGUCAUCACCACCAGACUGGGCGCCAUCAAACACAAGAUCCUGGUGCUGUCUGGAAAAGGUGGAGUAGGCAAAUCCACGAUGGCGGUGCUGCUGGCUCAGGUAUUGGCGGGGGAGGGCCAGCGCGUGGGCCUCCUGGAUGUGGACGUGUGUGGCCCAAGCAGUCCGCAUCUCCUGGGGGUGGAGGAUCAGCCAGUGCUUGACUCGCAGUGGGGUUGGCAGCCUGUCGUGUCCCCUCUCGGCAAGAUCAAAACCCUUUCUGUUGGGUCUUUACUGAGCUCCUCGACACAGGCAGUGGUGUGGAAAGGCCCCCGCAAGACAGCCCUCAUCAGGCGCAUGAUCAAGGACACGUUGUGGGGCCGCCUGGACACCCUGGUAGUGGACACCCCGCCAGGCACCAGCGACGAGCACCUCACAAUCGUCCGGCUGCUGUCGACGGCCCGGCCCAGCGGUGCGGUGGUGAUGACGUCCCCGCAGCGGCUCUCGGCAGGUGUGGUGAGCCGCGAGAUCAGGUUUUGCCAGAAGAUGAACAUUCCAGUCCUGGGCAUCAUUGAGAAUAUGUCUGGCUUCUGCUGUCCCUGUUGCUCGGAGGUGAGUGAGGUGUUCCCAGGAGGUGCAGGGGCUUACCUGGCCGAGAAGUAUGGGGUGCCCCUGCUCGGCUCACUGCCUCUGCACCAAGGCCUGGCCGGGGCGGGGGUGAGUGCAGUGUGGCAGGAGUCCCCCGUGGCGCCGGCCGUGAGGGAGGUGGUGGACAGGAUCAAGGAGAAGUUAUAGGUUGGUAUUGUCAGACACCUCCGCCCCUCACACCAACUAUAUUUAAAGGCCAAAAAGGAGAUCAGUUGCAUCCUCGUGAGUGUUUUCUUAGGUUCACGGUACAGAGGAAGGGUCAAAAUACCACCAGGGUCAUCAAACUACCCCGGGAUAUGCCCCAAACUCUUAGGAAAGCCUUGCCAAAUAUGUGUACUUGGGCGGCAAAAUGUUUGAGGAUAUGACCCUACGUAGUGUCAAGCGCUCACCGUCUGGACCUUGAGGCGUGGAGUGUGGACAGACGGGUACAAAAUAAAAAGUAUUAUAUUUUUUGUAGGAAACUAUGAAGCCAUGCAUAGUUUUAUCAUACCUAGUGGAGUAGUGGCACUUUCAUGAGGUAUAGUUUCAAUACACAAUGUUUGGAAGACUGUAUGUUGUGGUAUUACUGUCGAAAACUUUGUAGCUUUUGGCAUGAUGGUUUCGACAUAUAGUAUUAUAUUUCUGUGACAAACGUAAUUUUGUCACAUCUAGUAGAGUAACAGCACUUUCAUGGAGGUAUACUUUCACUACACUAUGUUUGGAAGACUGUACUUAGUGGUAUUAUUGUAGAAAACUAGGUAGCUACUGGCAUAAUGGUUUUCACAUAAUGGCACUAUAUUUUUGUAAGCUAUAUCACUCAUAAUUUUGUCACAUCUAGUAGAUUAACAGCACUUUUAUGGAGGUAUACUUUCACUACACUAUGUUUGGAAGACUGUAUGUAGUGGUAUUAUUGUAGAAAACUAGGUAGCUACUGGCAUAAUGGUUUUCACAUAAUGGUACUAUAUUUUUGUAAGCUAUAUCACACAUAAUUUUGUCACAUCUUGUAGAGUAAUAGCACUUUCAUGGAGGUAUACUUUCACUACACUAUGUUUGGAAGACUGUACGUAGUGGUAUUAUUGUAGAAAACUUGGUAGCUAUUGGCAUAAGGUUCUUGCAUCCAGUGUUAUAUAUCUGUAACAUACAUAAUUUGGUCACAUCUAGUAGAGUACCACUGCUUUCAUGGAGGUAUACUUUCAAUACACUAAUGUUUGGAAUUCUGUAGUGCUAUUAUUGUAAACAAGGUACUGAUAUCAUUGUUCUCAUAUUUAGUAGAGUAUGACCACCACCAUAGGUUUAUUAAUGUAUGGAAGACUGUAGUGGUAUUAUUGUAAACUAGGACGCUACUGACGGUAUCUAGAGUAUCACCACCACCAUAAAGGUUUUCUAAUGUAUGUAAGACAGUGGUGGUAUUUUUGUAGAGGAUGUUACUGAUAUAAUUGUUGUCACAUCUAGCAGAGUGUCACCACUGUCAUGGGUUCUGUAGUUGUAGUGUGAAUUUUGUUGAUUUACUGUAAGAUAAAAUUAUAUUGAAUGUAGAGACAUCAGAUUAGUAAUGUAAUAGUAGCUCUGUUUACCCUCGUGAAUUAUUUCCUAAACGCAAUAACAGAUCCCUAAAUAUGGGGAGGGUGAAGUCGCUCAGCUUUAGUUGAUAAGCAACUUAUUCUCUAAGUAACUGAACUUAAGUAAUGGCAAUAAAUACAAAAAUAUGUAUAAAUUAUUUAAUGACCUGCUUUGUCACACAGCUUCAUCAACUUCGUUAAAAUCGAUGAUUAACAUUUUAUAUUAGUCUUAUAAAGUCCAUAUUUACAAUAUAUUUUAUAAAGAAAUAACUAUGAUUUCCUAUUGCACAAAAAAUGAUCUAAAACUAGAAUUGUCAUGAAGCUUCACGAGAACAACAUGAGAUGAGAAACUGUGUCAAUGUAAUACCUGUUUGGAAGACUGUAACUAAGCUGAGAGAGAGAGAGAGAGAGAGAGAGAGAGAGGAGAGGAGA
Eriocheir sinensis (Chinese mitten crab) is the source of this 3336-nucleotide messenger RNA. RefSeq names its product cytosolic Fe-S cluster assembly factor NUBP2 homolog. Lineage: Eukaryota; Metazoa; Arthropoda; Malacostraca; Decapoda; Varunidae. Bases 593 to 1513 code for a protein of 306 amino acids. Gene Ontology annotation, biological process: iron-sulfur cluster assembly. The transcript has 9 exons. The record is from RefSeq and is a predicted model, not a curated record. Gene Ontology annotation, molecular function: ATP binding; ATP-dependent FeS chaperone activity; iron-sulfur cluster binding. Gene Ontology annotation, cellular component: cytosol.